AUGAAACCUCUCGCUGGUAAGCUGGAGGUUCCUGGCUACUUGGCAGCCCUGGGCAGUAAACCUUCCGAGCCACGGUCAGACGUGCUCGCCGGCCAUGGAGCCACCUCUGACCAUUCCCUCGAAAAGGAUGUCCGCAACAACACCGCCUCGUCGCUCGCUGAUACAUCCGACGAUGAGUCCGUCGAGAAGAUCGAUACCAAUGCCGAACAUGGUGUACAGGCGGUGCAGGCCAUGACCUAUGCAUGGUCGAAAAAGGAAAUCAUUUUCCUGUAUAUUUUCAUCUGGCUCAUUUCCUUUCUCCUCGCAUUCUCAAACGGCAUCAUCAACACUUUGACUCCCUACGUGACGAGCUCCUUUCAAGAGCACUCGCUGACCGCCCUGACGAGCGUCAUCUCAUCCCUGGUGGCCGGUAUCUGGAAGCUCCCAUAUGCCAAAAUCAUGAACGUGUGGGGCAGACCACAUGCAUUUGCUAUAAGCGUGGCCUUCAUGACCAUGGGCUUGAUUAUGAUGGCCGGCUGCAAAAAUGUCCAGACCUACUGUGCGGCUCAGGUCUUUUACUGGAUGGGCUACAAUGGCAUCGACUUUAGCAUUACCGUGUGCAUUGCCGAUACUUCUAAACUGAAGAAUCGAGGCUUCAUGAUCGGCUAUUCGUCUUCGCCAUUCCUCAUCACCACUUGGGUCUACGGAUAUGCGGCCGACAGCGUGAUCAACGGCAUGGGUUAUCACUGGGGCUUCGGUAUCUUCUGCAUCAUCGUCCCCAUCGUCAUGGCUCCCUUCGGAAUCAUGCACUGGAUGGCGCAGGAAAAGGCGCGCAAGGCUGGCCUCAUCCCUCCACGGGCCACCGCGAACAUGACUCUGGCUCAGAAGACCCGCCACUACCUCAAGGAGUUCGAUGUCAUCGGUCUCCUCAUCCUCGCCACCGGUCUGGCGCUCUUCCUCUUGGCCUUCAACAUCUAUUCCUACCAACCGGAUACGUGGCGAUCUCCCAUCAUCAUCUGCUUCCUCAUCUUUGGCGGCUUGCUCGUCAUCGCCUUCGGCGUCUGGGAAGCCAAAUUCGCUCCCAUCACCUUUGUCCCGUGGGAGCUGCUAAAGAAUCGCACGGUCAUCUUCACCUACACCAUGGCGGCUUCCCUGUACACUGCUUGGUAUAUUUGGGACAACUACUUUUAUUCGCUCCUCGUCGUCCUCUUCAACCAGACCGUCGUUCAUGCAACCUACAUCAGCAACAUCUACACCAUGGGCAGCUGCUUCAUCUGUCUGGUCUACGGAGUUUGCCUGCGCUACAUGAGCGGCCGCCUGAAACUUUACUCUCUCUUCUGGGGUGUCCCACUCACCAUCCUCGGGGUCGGUUUGAUGAUCAAGUUCCGCCAACCCGACGUCGACAUCGGAUACAUCGUCAUGUGUCAGAUCUUCGUCGCCUUCGGUGGCGGUGUGUUGGUAACCUCGGAGCAGACGACGCUGAUGGCCGUGUCUAAGCAGCGCGACUUCCCCGCCCUCUUGGCCUGCGAGAGCAUGGUCAUCGCCAUUGGCUCCGCUAUCGGUUCGACCAUCGCAGGAGCCAUGUGGACCGGCAUCUUCCCGAAGAAACUGCUCAAGUAUCUCCCGGCCAGCGCGCAAGGAAAUUUCGCCAACAUCUACGGCGACUUGACCGUCCAAGCCAGCUAUCCUCUGGGCAGCCCGACCAGAGACGCCAUCAACAGGAGCUACGCGGAGACUCAGCGAUACAUGCUCAUCGCCGCCACCAGUCUCUACACCAUCACCCUUGUGAGCGUCGGGCUCUGGCAAGAUGUGGACGUCCGCACGAUGAAGCAACGGACGGCUGGUCUGUUGUAA
This is a messenger RNA of Fonsecaea nubica, 1833 nucleotides long. RefSeq names its product MFS transporter, SIT family, siderophore-iron:H+ symporter. Lineage: Eukaryota; Fungi; Ascomycota; Eurotiomycetes; Chaetothyriales; Herpotrichiellaceae. Gene Ontology annotation, molecular function: transmembrane transporter activity. The transcript has 2 exons. Gene Ontology annotation, biological process: transmembrane transport. The coding region runs from base 1 to 1833 and encodes 610 amino acids. The record is from RefSeq and is a predicted model, not a curated record.